GGCCGCCGCUGCUGCGGAAAGCUGGGCUCUGGCUCUCUGAGUCGAUUGUGACCAUGGCUGCUGAAUCUGAUGUUCUGCACUUCCAGUUUGAGCAGCAAGGAGAUGUAGUCUUGCAGAAAAUGAAUCUCUUGAGACAACAGAAUUUAUUUUGUGAUGUGUCAAUUUAUAUUAAUGACACCGAGUUCCAGGGGCAUAAGGUGAUUUUAGCUGCUUGCUCCACUUUCAUGAGAGAUCAGUUUUUACUCACACAGUCAAAACAUGUCAGGAUCACCAUCUUACAGAGUGCAGAAGUUGGCAGAAAACUGUUGCUGUCUUGCUAUACAGGAGCACUUGAAGUUAAAAGGAAAGAGCUUUUGAAAUAUUUGACUGCUGCUAGUUACCUGCAGAUGGUUCACAUUGUGGAAAAGUGCACAGAAGCUUUGUCAAAGUAUCUGGAAAUUGAUCUUUCUAUGAAAAAUAACAAUCAGCAUACCGACCUGUGUCAGUCCUCUGAUCCAGAUGUUAAAAAUGAAGAAGAAAAUUCAGAUAAAGACUGUGAGAUAAUUGAAAUUUCAGAAGACAGUCCCAUAAACAUAGAUUUUCACGUAAAAGAAGAAGAAAACAAUGUUUUACAGUCUACAGCAGAGUUGACACCAGAGAGAAAGGAAAUCAAGUCACCAGAGCUAUCUUCAGUAGAUAUUGGUUUUAAAGAUAAUGAAAUUUGUAUCCUCCAUGUGGAAUCUAUCAGUACUGCUGGUGUAGAAAAUGGGGAGUUUUCACAGCCUUGUACCUCUUCGAAAGCAACCAUGUAUUUCCCUGAAACACAGCAUUCACUGAUCAAUUCUACAGUUGAGAGCAGAGUGGCAGAAGUUCCUGGGAAUCAAGAUCAGAGCUUAUUCUGUGAGAAUACUGAAGGAAGUCAUGGUACAGUGAAUGAGAUUCAGAACCUGGAGGAUGCUUAUUCACUGAGGCACCAGUGCCCCAGGUGUCCCCGAGGAUUUCUUCACGUUGAAAACUAUUUGCGCCACCUUAAGAUGCAUAAACUGUUCUUGUGCUUACAAUGCGGGAAAACAUUUACCCAGAAGAAAAAUCUGAACCGGCACAUUCGAGGACACAUGGGCAUACGGCCCUUUCAGUGCACUGUGUGCUUGAAGACCUUUACUGCCAAAAGCACACUUCAGGACCACUUGAACAUACACAGCGGAGAUCGCCCAUACAAAUGCCACUGUUGUGACAUGGAUUUCAAGCACAAAUCUGCCCUCAAAAAGCACUUAACCUCUGUCCAUGGCAGAAGUAGUAGUGAAAAACUACCCAGGCAUGAUCUCAAAAGCCAAAAUCUACUAUAAUUAGAACCACACAUUGCUGUGUAAGCCUUGUAUCAUUCUGUUGGGCAAGCUUUUCUAUAGAAAUGCAGCAUCUGUUAUAUUGCAUUCCUCCCUGCAUCUUUGGGUCUUAAUUUCGGUCUGCCUACACAUGUUAUUCUUUUUGAACUUCUACUACCAGUUCCAAAGUGUGGGAGACAUGAUAAAGCUAAUGGGAUGCUGUCUUAUCUCAUGUAUUAUAUCUAGAAAUACCACUAUCUCAAGUGGUAUAUCUAGAGAAAUAAUGUUCCUCUCUUAAAUAUUCUUGAUUCUAGUGACAGAGGAUCCAGCAGUAUUCCUAGAUUCUGAUUUUGAGUCUCUAGAUAAAUGAUAUAAAUGUAAAAUCCCAACCAUAUAAUAAUUUUUAGGAAUUAGGAUAACAGGAAGAGAAAAUAAAACAUGCUAUAAUCCAUUAUUAGUUCUUUGUAGGACUAGUGAAAUAUAUAUAUACAUAUAUAUGUAUAUAUACUUUUUUUUUUUAACUACUGUUGGAUUCUAAACUAAGCACCAAGGUACUUGUUUUAAACUGUGAGUGUGUGUUUUAAACACACUUCAAAUUCACUUGAAAGUAGCGGGAUUUCCUUGUACUUGGCUAAUCUUCCUUAAAAUGAUGUUUCCAUGAUUUGUUAGUAUAUAUAAUUUGAAACAAUUAAUUGGGUCCAAGUUUCCUGAUUUUAUUUAAUACAGUUGUAUUUAGUAAUUUUAUGACCAGUGAAAUUAUAUCAUUGGCGUGAAGCUCUGAAAAAUUUCUUUUAGGAAUCCCAAUUCUGGGGCACCUGGGUGGUUCUCAGUCACUUAAAGA
This is a messenger RNA of Hyaena hyaena (striped hyena), 2142 nucleotides long. It is a transcript of the gene ZBTB6, whose product is annotated as zinc finger and BTB domain containing 6. Gene Ontology annotation, biological process: regulation of transcription by RNA polymerase II. The transcript has 2 exons. Lineage: Eukaryota; Metazoa; Chordata; Mammalia; Carnivora; Hyaenidae. Gene Ontology annotation, molecular function: RNA polymerase II cis-regulatory region sequence-specific DNA binding; DNA-binding transcription factor activity, RNA polymerase II-specific; protein binding. Bases 54 to 1325 code for a protein of 423 amino acids. The record is from RefSeq and is a predicted model, not a curated record.